AUGGGGAAAAUGAAUCAUCAAUACUUGCCUUUAUUCCUUGCCACUUGUUUGUUCUUCAUUUCUCUUUCUCAAACAUCCUCUAAUACUUCCUCUCAUCAUCAUUGCCUCUCUGACCAAAGUGCUCAUUUGCUGCAACUAAGGCAAGAAUUUGUUGAAAGGAAUUAUUCUGAUUACUAUGAUUACUAUAAUGGUUCUUAUCCAAAGAUGAAGUCUUGGAAGGCAGAUAGUGAUUGUUGUUCCUGGGAUGGGAUCACAUGCGAUACACAGAAUGGUGAUGUGAUUGGCUUAGACCUGAGCAACAGUUGGCUUUAUGGGCCUCUCAACUCUAACAGCAGUCUGUUCAGUUUGCGUCACCUUCGGAAACUCAACCUUGACUGCAACAACUUCUCUUCCUCCACAAUCCCAUCUGAAUUUGGCGAGCUUGUGAGGUUGACCCAUCUCAACCUCUCUUUUUCCUUCUUACAUGGCCAAAUCCCUUCGGAAAUUUCACGGCUAUCCAAUUUGGUUUUACUUGAUCUCUCUUCCAAUUAUUUUAAACACUUCGUUGGUGGUGAUUAUUAUUAUAAAAUGUUGCAUCUCAGAAGAAUUCAUCUUGAAGCACUUGUCCAGAACAUGACGAAUUUGAGAGAACUUCAUCUAGACUAUGUGAACAUUUCAACAUCGCUACCUCAAUCCCUGGCAAAUUUGUCAUCUUUGACUUCUCUUACUCUGUUUGACUGCAAUUUGCAAGGUGAAUUUCCCUCGAAUAUUUUCCUACUGCCCAAGAUACAAUCCAUUGAUUUGUCAUAUAACUAUGAACUCAUUGGUUUUCUUCCCAAAUUUCAAUAUCGUAGUUCCCUAAAGAAAUUGCAUCUCCGUGCAACAAAUUUUUCUGUAGAAUUUCUCAAUUCUAUGGACAACCUUGGGUCCUUGAAUGUUUUGGAUCUUUCUAAAACAAAUUUAUUUGGGGAAUUUCCCAAUUCAAUCAGUAACCUCAAGUCCUUGAAUUAUUUGGAUCUUUCUUAUACAAAACUUUUCGGAGAAUUGCCUAGUUCAAUCAGCAAACUCAAGUCCUUGAAUUAUUUGGAUCUUGGUUCAAGUAAUUUUUCAGGGGCAAUUCCCCCUUCUAUUGGAAACCUAUCACAGCUUACUCAUCUUUCUCUCUCAUAUAACAAUUUUCAUGGUCAGCUUCCAUCUAUAUUGGGAAAUCUUACACAACUAGAAUUCUUAAGCCUUUCAAAUAACAAUUUUGACUGCAGCUUCCCAAUUUGGCUAACAAAUAAUACUAAACUCCGUUCAAUAGAUUUCUGGGAAAAUCAAUUAAAAGGGCCAAUCCCAUCCGAAAUAUGUAGACUUCCUAAUUUGACUUACCUUGACCUGUCAUAUAACUCACUCACAAAGACCAUUCCCUCGGUUUUGUUUACAACCCCUUCAUUGUCUACACUAUACCUAGAUCACAAUCAGCUCACUGGCCCUCUCAAAUUCCAAAAUAUCUCUACAUCACCAUUAAAGGUCUUGAGUUUGAGUGAAAACAAAUUGAAUGGAUCAAUUCCAAGGUCAAUUGCCAAUUUCACUAAGCUACAAUGUCUAUAUCUUUCUUCGGUCAACCUAAAGGGCAAGGUGGAGCUAGACAUUUUCUUUGAGCUCAAAGAGCUUCAAGAUCUUGAUCUUUCAGGUAACAAAGUAAUGGUUUCAAAAACAAAUAUCCCUUCAACCAUCCCCAAAUUUUCAUAUUUGCUUUUGUCUUCUUGCCAUUUGCUUGAAUUUCCUAAAUUUCUAGAAGCCCAAAAUGAAUUGCAAACUUUGGAUCUUUCCAACAACAACAUUGAAGGUAAAAUACCUAAAUGGUUUUGGAAUGUUGGAAAAGAGACAUUGGGUUACCUAAAUCUUUCUUUUAACCUUUUAAGCAAAUUUGAGCAUCCACCAGUAGUUCUUCAAUGGAAAAAUAUGUACCUUUUAGACUUGAGUUCCAACAUGUUGCAAGAGUCAUUUCCUAUUCCCCCAUUGUCUAUAAAUUAUUUUUUUGCGUCAAAAAAUAAUUUUACCGGAAGUAUCCCACCAAUGAUUUGUAAGGUGCAUGCUUUGGAGGUUCUUGAUGUGUCAAAUAACCAAUUGAUUGGUCAAAUUCCACAAUGUUUGCUUCACUCAAGCAACUCUCUAGUAUUAUCUAUGAGAAAUAACCACUUCCAAGGAAACUUGCUUGAAACAUUCAUAAAUGGAUGUAGUUUGAGGACACUAGACUUGAAUCACAACCAAAUAGAGGGGAAGAUUCCACGAUCUUUAGUUAAAUGUCAAAUGCUAGAAGUUUUGAAUCUUGGAAACAACAAAUUGAAUGAUGCAUUCCCUUUCUGGUUGGAGUCUUCAUCAGAGUUAAAGAUUCUUGUCUUGCGAGCUAAUGGAUUCUAUGGUCCUAUAUGGGAUCCUAGUAUAAAUUUUAGCUUUUCCAAGCUGCAUGUCAUUGACCUCUCUCACAACAAUUUCUCUGGCAAGUUACCAUCCGAGUACUUUCAAAACUGGAGUGCAAUCCUAGACAAAAACUCAUCACAAUCAGGGUACAUGGGAGCUGACUCCUAUUAUUACAAAGAUUCAAUGUCUUUAGUGAAUAAGGGAGUAGAAUUGAAAUUUGAAAAAAUCUUGACCAUCUUCACUGCUAUUGAUCUCUCUAACAAUAGGCUUUGUGGAGAAAUUCCAGAUAGUGUGGGGAACCUCAAGGCACUAAUUGUACUUAAUUUAUCAAGCAAUAACUUUAUGAGCCAUAUCCCAUCAUCAUUGGGAAACCUAGUUGCGCUUGAAUCUUUGGAUCUUUCUCGAAAUAGCCUCUUUGGUGAAAUCCCUCAGGAGCUAACAAGUCUCACAUUUCUAGAGUAUUUAAACCUCUCUCAAAAUCAACUUAGUGGUCCAAUUCCACAAGGUCGGCAAUUUUUGACAUUUCAAAGUUCCUCUUUUGAGGGAAACUUUCGAUUGUGUGGCUUUCAGUUGUCGAAGAAAUGUGGAAAUAAUGAGAUACCAAAUUCUGAAAUGAGACAUGAAUCAUCAUUGGGAGAAGGAUUUUGUUGGAAAGUGGUAGUGAUAGGAUAUGCCUGUGGAUUGGUAAUUGGAUUGGUUACUGAACAUAUCAUCACCUUAAGAAGGAUAAAUUGGCUUGUGAUAAAUUUUGGAGUGAACAUACGUAGGUGA
Molecule: messenger RNA, 3156 nt
Organism: Quercus lobata
Lineage: Eukaryota; Viridiplantae; Streptophyta; Magnoliopsida; Fagales; Fagaceae
Product: receptor-like protein 7
Exons: 1
Coding region: 1-3156 (1051 amino acids)
Molecular function (GO): protein binding
Source: RefSeq, a predicted model, not a curated record